Hirsutella rhossiliensis is the source of this 1908-nucleotide messenger RNA. RefSeq names its product 50S ribosome-binding GTPase domain-containing protein. The transcript is spliced from 3 exons. Gene Ontology annotation, biological process: ribosomal subunit export from nucleus. Gene Ontology annotation, cellular component: cytosol. Bases 1 to 1908 code for a protein of 635 amino acids. NCBI's taxonomy places the organism in Eukaryota, Fungi, Ascomycota, Sordariomycetes, Hypocreales, Ophiocordycipitaceae. Gene Ontology annotation, molecular function: GTPase activity; GTP binding. The record is from RefSeq and is a predicted model, not a curated record.
AUGGUUCUAGCAAAGUCCAAAAAGAGCGUCGGGCUCGGAAAUGCCCUCAUGAACGACCGGACAAACCACGCCACGGGCGAGCAGUAUCUCGUCAACGAGAAGCAGGAUGCCGCGUGGGUCAAGAUGCGCUCCGUCACCGAGCAGGGCGCGCUCGACGAGUUCCUGGCCACUGCCGCGCUGGCAGGCACCGACUUCACCGCGGAAAAGAUGAACAACGUCAAAAUCAUCCACACCGACCAGAGGAACCCCUAUCUCCUGUCUGCGCACGAGGAGAGAUCUGUGUUGGGCAAGCACCGCAUGCACAAGGCGCGGUUGACGGUGCCGAGGAGGCCGCAGUGGGAUGCCUCCACAACGCCGCAGGAGCUGGAUGUCAAGGAGCGCGAGAGCUUCCUGAACUGGAGAAGGGGACUGGCCGAGCUGCAGGAGAAUAAUGACCUCCUCAUGACGCCAUUUGAGCGGAACAUUGAAGUCUGGAGGCAGCUCUGGCGUGUCAUUGAGCGGUCCGACCUUGUCGUCCAGAUUGUCGACGCGAGGAAUCCGCUGCUCUUCCGGUCGGAUGACCUGGAAACAUACGUCAAGGCUGUCGAUCCGAAAAAAGAAAACCUGCUCCUCAUCAACAAGGCCGACAUGAUGACGCUGAGGCAACGGAAGGCCUGGGCAAAGCAUCUCAAGCAGGCCGGCAUCGCAUACAAGUUUUUCUCGGCACAAAUCGCCAAGGAGUUGAACGAACUGAGAGAACAGGAAGAAGAGUCGGACGAGGACCCUCGGCCGUUGUCGUCAGUGAGGGCCGGUAAACAGCCUGUCGCGGACGAGUCGUCGUCAGACGAAGAGGGGAACAAGGGCCCCGGAGGCGUGGAGGCGGGCGACGGGGAUGAAGACACUCAGAUCCUCACUGUCGAGGAACUGGAAGACAUAUUCCUCCAGCACGCCCCCGAAGACGCAGGGGCCGAUCACAAGCUGCAGGUUGGAUUAGUUGGCUAUCCCAACGUCGGAAAGUCGUCAACCAUCAACGCCCUGAUUGGAGCCAAAAAGGUGUCGGUCUCGUCGACGCCGGGAAAGACAAAGCACUUCCAGACCAUCCACCUCAGCGACCGCGUCAUCCUAUGCGACUGCCCCGGUCUCGUGUUCCCCAACUUCGCUUUCACAAAGGCCGACCUGGUCUGCAACGGCGUGCUGCCCAUUGACCAGAUGCGCGAGUCCACGGGGCCCGUCGGGCUCGUGACGCAGCGCAUCCCGCAGCGCUUCCUCGAGGCAAUCUACGGUAUCCGCAUCAAGACAAGGCCGCUGGAGGAGGGCGGCACGGGGAUCCCGACCGCCGAGGAGCUUCUCCGCGCCUACGCCAUGGCACGCGGCUUCAAGACGCAGGGCCUGGGCCAGCCCGACGAGUCGCGAGCCGCGCGGUACAUCCUCAAGGACUACGUCAACGGCAAGCUCCUCUUCGUUCGCCCGCCCCCGGGCAUCGAGGACUCAAGGGCCUUCAACAGCGAGCUCUAUGACGAGUACCAUCUCCCCGAGAAGCGCCGCGCCGCCCUCGUCGCCGCUGCGCAGUACCUAUCCCUCGACGACGACGACGACGACGAGCCGGCCGUCGACGUGUCCGACACGGUGGCCCUCCCCGCCGGCCCCAAGACGGAGCGCCUGGACGCGCGCUUCUUCGCCCCCAAGAGCACCCAGGGCCACCUCAGCCAGCCCUUCAACCACAAAUACACUGAGCAAGGCAGCGCCGACGCCGCCGCGGGCAAGCUCCUGAGCGGCCGCAAGGCCAGGACCAUGGUGGCGCUGGAAAACGGGCUGGACCCCAAGGAGGUGCAGGUGGUGUCGAGCAAGAAGCACUUCAAGGGCAGCGCCAGGAACGGCAAGGACAAGAAGCGCCGCAACCUCUACGCCAGCGCCGACCUGGACGACUAG